This is a messenger RNA of Filobasidium floriforme, 2605 nucleotides long. Its product is annotated as serine/threonine-protein kinase PRP4-like protein. The record is from RefSeq and is a predicted model, not a curated record. Lineage: Eukaryota; Fungi; Basidiomycota; Tremellomycetes; Filobasidiales; Filobasidiaceae. Gene Ontology annotation, molecular function: ATP binding; protein serine/threonine kinase activity. The coding region runs from base 145 to 2484 and encodes 779 amino acids. Gene Ontology annotation, biological process: peptidyl-serine phosphorylation; mRNA cis splicing, via spliceosome; peptidyl-threonine phosphorylation. The transcript has 9 exons.
CCAGAGUCCAAUCUCCGUCAAGACAUACACACACGACACAGAAACCAACACAUUCUGAAGCUCACUUGACCUGUUUGAUACCCCAUUUCUCAGACGAAGCGUCCGAACACCCCCGUUUCGCUCACACGGCCGAUCUCUUUUGACAUGUCAUCUUCAGGCGUCAAACGUGCUCGAGACCAGGUCGACCCCAGAUCAUCCGCCUCGUCUCACUAUCGUAACGGAUAUGGGCAGGAUCUGGAAGAAGGGGGCUUGCCUUACGGAGAUCUUGCGGAUACGGGGUCGGAACAGAACAAGAAACAGAAGAGUUGGAGGGAUGAAUACUUGAACGACUCGCCCGGGCGUAAAUCGCAUGGAUCGAGAUAUGAUCGGGAUUGGGAGCGAUCACAUAGGUCGACAGACAGGGACCCGGGUAGGGAUCGGGAGCCCAGGAGGGAUUCGAGGAGUCGGUAUGAUCCCGGAUCUUACAAGCCGGGGCAUGACAGGCGGGACGACCGGGACAGGGGGAGAUAUGACCGGAGUGAUAGACGGGACGACCGGUAUGGAGGGGGUUCCGAUCGCGAUCGUGAACGAGAUUCGUCCCGUCGACGAGAAGAUGAAGGUUCGAGCCGGCAGGAUAAAUCCGUAGAUCCUCGUAACUCAGGUCCAUCAGCCAUUCCAGGCUACAACCGAACCGAUUCAUCAGCCUCGCUUGCCCAAUCGAGCAACCCCGUCCCUGUCCCUCAAGACAUUUCCAAACCCGCUCCACCACCACCCGAGGUCGCCGAACCUGAGCCGGAGCAGGAGGAACAGAUCCCGGAGAAAUCGCUCGAGGAACAGCUGGAAGAGAGGCGACGGAAAAGGAGGGAGAUCUUGGAAAAGUUUUCUGGUGUUCAAAGUGGAGUAAGCUCGAUCGGCACGGGGGUCAGCACAACGGGAAACUUGUCCAACACAGGACUACAAACUUCGACCGCCCGUCUUGGUAUCGGAUCCGCUCGUCCGACUCCACCCCCUGUAGCAGAUAUUCAAGGCGACUUCGAUUUGGCCAAGAGCGCUUCGGACCAACCCGGACAGACCAACGCUGGUGAUGUCCUUCCAGCCGAGACCACCGCCAAGCAGGUCGAUGGCGAGGAGCAAAUCUCUGCAGCAGAUUACAACCCGGACGAGGAUCGUAAGGUUGACGGUGAGAGGGAGCAAGCCUUAUUGAAGGCUCAUAACAAGCAGAAAGAGGUUACCAGUGGUGUGGGAGAGCCGGGCCCGGAUAUUGUCAGGGUGAAAGAUGAGGAGAGCGAGUAUGAAGAGGUCGAGGUGGAUGCUGAGGAAGAUGAGGACUUUGACAUGUUCGCGUUGGACGAACCUCCCAAAAAGAAGGUCAUCCGAAGGAAGAAGCAGAAAGAAACCAAGGUCCCUGUCAACCCUGUUCCGGCCGCUAUCGCUUCAAUGGACAACUAUGACGAUGCCGAGGGUUACUACCGCAUCACCCCCGGUGAGAUCAUGGAUAAUGGCAUGUACAAGAUUACUGUCAAUCUAGGGAAGGGAAUGUUCGCGCAGGUGAUCAGGGCUACGGUGUUGAAAACGACGGGAGAAGGCGCAGGCGAGAAAGAGGGUCAGGAGGUUGCUAUCAAGGUGAUCCGAAGCCAGGAGUCGAUGUAUGUGGCUGGUAAAAAGGAAGCCCAGAUCUUACAAAAGUUAGGUGCCGCCGAUCCGGAUGACAAAAAGCAUAUCGUGAGGUUGCUCCGUACCUUUGAACACCGUGGUCACUUGUGUCUGGUGUUUGAGAACUUGAGCAUGAACCUGCGGGAUGUUGUCAAGCGAUUUGGCAAGGACGUCGGAUUGAACCUUAGAGCAGUGAGGGCGUACGCCCAUCAAAUGUUCCUUGCCUUGUCGCUGACGAAAAAGUGCAACAUCAUCCACGGCGAUCUGAAACCAGAUAAUAUCCUCGUUACCGAGAAUAAGGCCAUGUUGAAGGUGUGCGAUUUGGGAUCUGCUUGUGAUAUCAGCGAGGCCGAUAUUACGCCCUAUCUCGUCUCUCGUUUCUACCGUGCCCCAGAGAUUAUCCUCGGCCUAAAGUACGACGAAAGCAUCGACAUGUGGUCCAUCGGAUGUACGCUCUACGAGCUCUAUACCGGCAAGAUCCUCUUUCCCGGUCGAUCGAACAAUCAGAUGUUGCAUCUCAUGAUGGACCUCAAGGGCAAGAUCAACCACAAGAUGAUCAAGAAGGCUCAGUUUGGUGAGAUGCACUUUGACGAGUCGAUGAACUUUAUCAGCGUCGAAAAGGACAAGAUUACGGGUCAGGACGUCAUCAAAACCCUGGUCAUCAACAAGGCCGCUCGCGAACUCAAGUCCCGGUUGAUCCCUUCGUCCAAUGUUCUACUCAAGAUGAAGGAAGAGGACGCCAAGCUGUUGACCAACUUUGUCGACUUGCUCGAAAAGGCUUUGAUGCUAGAUCCGGCCAAGAGGAUGAGCGCGCGGGAUGCGCUAUUGCAUCUGUUCCUUACGAGUCCCUGAUGGAGUGAGAACCGAUGUAUCGGCAUACGUCCCUAUGAACGGCUAGAAUACGCAAGCUGUUGUUUGUCAUGCGUUUCGCAAUGAGUAUGCGGACGGAAGAGAUGAAACGCGUCACCCCCUC